Molecule: messenger RNA, 1838 nt
Organism: Asterias rubens (European starfish)
Lineage: Eukaryota; Metazoa; Echinodermata; Asteroidea; Forcipulatida; Asteriidae
Product: metabotropic glutamate receptor-like
Exons: 2
Coding region: 164-655 (163 amino acids)
Biological process (GO): regulation of synaptic transmission, glutamatergic; G protein-coupled glutamate receptor signaling pathway
Cellular component (GO): membrane
Molecular function (GO): adenylate cyclase inhibiting G protein-coupled glutamate receptor activity
Source: RefSeq, a predicted model, not a curated record
AACAACGGACUGGAAACGAACCACGGCAUGAAGAGUUUGUACUGAUUUUUAGUUGGCUUAGUUCUGACAGAACUAAUGAUUGAUUUUGGUUACUACCCCGGCACUGAUGAACUCAUAACAAGACCACCUUGACCAACCUUCUCUGCAAUUACUUUUGGAGAAAAUGGACGUCUUGACAAACAUCUUGAAGAUUGUGAUCAGCUUCAUCGGAGCUCUGAUCAGCCCGAGUACACCCGAGAAACAGUACUUCAGCCCCCCUACCGGCUACAUCGAAACCUUUUGCAAAUUCGGUUACGGUUUCCUGGUAUCGACAUUCUACAACCUCAUGAUGAUCUUGACUUGUUGCUACUACGCAUUCAAGGCCCGCCGGGUACCAAGCAACUACAACGAAUCCAAGUUCAUCGCGUUGAGUGUUUAUUCCACACUUGUUUUCGGCAUGGCAGCGGUGCCCGUCUACAUCACUGCUGUGUACACACUGCAGAAGGUAGCAACGUUCUGUCUUGCGUUACUCCUGAACGCGUUCUUGACGCUCUUUUGUGUCUAUCUGCCCAAACUGUACGCCAUACGGUUUGAUGUCGAGGUAGAACUGUGUGAGUGGAAGGCGAGCACGUCUGUUUCUGCCGCGGUCUCUACUACAGUGCCAAUAUCCCAGUAGAGAAACCUGUGCGAAAUUUCAUGGCUCUGCUUACCGUAAGCAAAGAAUCGGCGCUUACGGAAGCAGGAAAUUAUCGGAGUACGUCAAGCGUAUUCAACGGGUUAACAAUUAUUUUUUGCGAGUGCGCGCGUUAUCUCAAGGGUACCAGGCACUCUGACGCAACUAAAAUUCGACGCUUGCACGGUAAGCGGAGUAUGGUGAUGCGAUGAAUUCAGCGGUAGGCAGAGCCAUGAAGUUAGGCCCCAGUUAAACCAACAGCAAGCCUAAAUACGCCCUCUACUGCCGGUGUCGCAUGCAAUUAUGUCCUCUAUGGAAUACUAUCCGGAGGACAUUAAUGCAUAGGAUUAAUGUCCGCCGGACGGUUUUGCAUAUGCAAUCGUGUCCGCCAGGACGCUGCUGCACAAUGCAAUUGUGUCAGCCCGGACACAUUCAUAUGCAGUUGUGUCCACCCCGUGCAAAACCGUCCUUGCAGUAAGUUAAACGCCCUUGGUCGACAGAACAUGUUCGCAAUUUGUUUUACGAGCUAAGUGCAUGUCAUGAAUGACAUAGGAAUUGUUCGGCAGUUGGGUAUUCGCUGCAAUCAUAAAAUACGUGAAUAUUCAUGCAGCAAAUAGUACGUAGUUUCGGUGCAUGCACGCUCGCUUACGCGCACACAUACAUGUAUACUCAUGUAAAUGUCCGCCAGACAGUUUUUGCAUAGCUCCGGACACGAUUGCAUAUUUAAAAGUAUCCGGAGCGGACAGUAUUGCAUGGCGGACACAAUUGCAUCUGACACCGGUAUACGAGUUGACGAUGUCGGAUCCGUCUCGUCCAAACUUAGGCCCUUUUCGAAACCGCGGCUUCGGCUUUGGAUUAGGCUUCAGGCUCCGUCCUCUCGUCUGAAGCCCAGAGCAACAUACGUAAAGCACGCGCAAUAUUGUCAUAACAACCAUGGGGCCAAGCUAUAGCCUGAGACGAAAAGUUUUCAUAACACCGAUACAAUUAAUAGCACUGUAGUGGCCGUUGGGAUCAAAUAACCAAACCUCAACACAAAGUCUUGAAAUACUGUUACGCACAUUGUUCUUGUUGACAAAGUAACUCAACAUCGAAUUACAAGUCAUAUUCACUGGCUUUAAAGUGAAGGUACACGUUUGGUAAUUACUCAAAACAAAUUUUAACUUAAAAACUGACUUGGUAACGAGCA